CCUACUGCUCGGACUGUUUACAAAAAUCUUUGGCCAAAAAUUCAUAAAAUUUAUUAAUUGUCUGCGUAAAGAAGGUUUUUUAUAUACUACCAAGCAAAUGGCUGCUUCACGCUCCCGGCGCAACAAUGCCGGCAACAAAAUAGCCCACUUACUGAACGAGGAGGAGGAAGACGACUUUUACAAAACGUCCUACGGCGGAUUUCAGGACGAAGAGGAGGACAAGGAAUACGAGCAAAAGGACGAAGAGGAGGAUGUGGUGGACUCGGACUUCAGUAUCGAUGAGCAGGACGAGCUCGUUUCAGAUCAGGAAGAGGCGCCCGACAAGAAGCGGAAACGCGGGGGAGUCAACACAAAGGCGUACAAGGAAACCAAACCGAUAGCCAAGAAGGAAACUAAGGCCGCACCGGCCGUGCACAAAAAGCGGGGCGGUGGCGGGGUGGCUAAGCGCCGGGUUCGUCCCCGCUUUACCGUCCUUGACUCCGGCCGCAAAUCCAUUCGCACUUCGACGGCCAUCAAGACGCAAGCCACGAAGAUCCGGCUCAAGGAGUUGGACGAUGCCCGCAAGCGCAAGAAGAAGAAGGUGCGUGUGGAGGACUAUAUGCCCACGCAGGAGGAGCUGCUGGAGGAGGCCAAAAUAACCGAAGAGGAGAAUAUUUUAUCCCUGGAAAAGUUCCAGAAAAUGGAGUUGGAGAAGAAAAAAUCGAGGCCCACCAAGCGCACGUUCACAGGUCCUACGAUACGCUAUCAUUCACUGACCAUGCCCGCGACGCGAAAGCCUACUCGCGGAGCCAUUCCUCCCAGUGAUUCAAAGGAUCCCGCCGGGAAAUGCGAGCGCACAUUCGUCACUGUCGAGAACGAUUUCAACGACAAGGUGUUCCAGAACAUCUUCCGCCACAAGCCGGCGCCCAAAGUCAGCAAUGGCAUAUGUCCCAUUACCAGGUUGCCAGCCAGAUACUUCGAUCCGGUCACCCAGCAGCCAUACUACAGCAUCCAGGCAUUCAAGAUCCUACGAGAAGCAUACUACAUGCAGCUGGAGCAGCAGGGCGGCAGUAGCGAACAGCCCGAGCUCACCAAGUGGCUGGAGUGGCGCAAGCUGGUCAAGGAAAAUCGCCUCAAGGCUUCAGCAGCUGCCAGCAAAAAUGGAGACAACUAGAACGUCUACGCAUUCAUUAGAUUGCUAAUUUAAAUAUCGAAUAAAAAAUGGAACCAACAAUAAGUUA
Drosophila takahashii is the source of this 1220-nucleotide messenger RNA. RefSeq names its product Vacuolar protein sorting-associated protein YL-1 (gene YL-1). Gene Ontology annotation, cellular component: nucleus. Gene Ontology annotation, molecular function: ATP-dependent H2AZ histone chaperone activity. Gene Ontology annotation, biological process: chromatin remodeling; regulation of DNA-templated transcription. Lineage: Eukaryota; Metazoa; Arthropoda; Insecta; Diptera; Drosophilidae. The record is from RefSeq and is a predicted model, not a curated record.